UCAUGAGCCUUUCCAUCAUCAAACACAAGCAUUAUCAAUUCAGCCAUCAAAGGUCUCUAAAUUUCUUGUUUUCAAUCUUCCGAAAAGAAAAUGGCAAUGAUCAGUACCAAGAAACUCAUCAAAAUGGUCAGGAGAUGGCAGAAGUUUGCAGCUAUGCAGAGGAAGAGGAUUUUAUUUCCAAGAGAUGACAGUUGUAGUUCAUCCUCAUCGUCUAUAAUUGAAAAAGGACAUUUUGUAGUCUAUACAAUUGAUCAAAGGCGCUUCAUGAUUCCCUUGGUUUACCUAGAAAAUGAAGUCAUUAGGCAACUGUUGAACAUGUCUGAAGAAGAAUUUGGGCUUCCGAGUAGUGGCCCUAUUACAUUACCUUGUGAUUCAGCCUUCAUGGACUACAUCAUUUCACUAAUCAAGAAAGGCGUAGCUGCUGGAGAUCUUCACAAAGCAUUGCUCCUCUCAAUUCCUUCAACUUGCUGUUCAACUUCUUCUUUGCACCAAAAAAGUGGAAACCAACAGCUUCUUGUUUGUUGAGUCAUAAUCAACAUGCUAGCUCAAAAUAGUGUUAGAUAGGGCAUAGACUGAAGAACACAAUUGUAAAGCACAUCAUACAGAUUGAAUGUUAUUUUUUACCAUAUCUGCAGCUUCCACUUCUACAAUUGGUUAUGAGAUGACUUAACAAUCUAAUCCUCGAUUAACAACA
This is a messenger RNA of Solanum lycopersicum (tomato), 694 nucleotides long. RefSeq names its product auxin-responsive protein SAUR68-like. Gene Ontology annotation, biological process: response to auxin. Lineage: Eukaryota; Viridiplantae; Streptophyta; Magnoliopsida; Solanales; Solanaceae. The record is from RefSeq and is a predicted model, not a curated record.